AUGUUGAAAAUCUUCUCCAAAAAACCAAAGCCAAAAGAGGUUCUUCGAGAGAGUAAACGAGAAAUGGCCAACGCCACUAGAGGUAUAGAGAAGGAAAUUAGAGGAUUACAACUUGAGGAGAAGAAGCUAGUUGCUGAGAUAAAGAGAACUGCUAAGACGGGUAAUGAGGAUGCGACUAAAAUUCUAGCGCGCCAGUUAGUCCGGCUUAGGCAACAAAUUUCUAAUCUUCAAAGUAGUCGAGCUCAAAUGAGAGGCAUGGCAACUCACACACAGGCACAGUUUGCUCAAUCUUCUGUUUCUGUUGGUUUGAAAGGUGCUAGUAAGGCAAUGGAAGCGAUGAAUAAGCAAAUGGCACCUGGAAAGCAAGCCAAAGUUAUUCACGAGUUCCAGAAACAAUCAGCUCAAUUGGAUAUAACUACUGAAAUGAUGUCCGAUGCCAUAGAUGAUGUCUUGGAUGAUGAUGAAGCUGAAGAGGAGACGGAAGUUCUCACAAAUCAGGUGCUCGAUGAAAUUGGUGUGGAUCUUGCUUCACAGUUAUCAGCAGCUCCAAAAGGGAGACUCAAAACAAAGAAUACCGAAAAUGUCAGCAGCUCAGAAAUUGCUGACAUUGAGAAGCGUUUGGCAGCUCUUAGAAAUCCAUAA
This is a messenger RNA of Vicia faba (fava bean), 642 nucleotides long. NCBI's taxonomy places the organism in Eukaryota, Viridiplantae, Streptophyta, Magnoliopsida, Fabales, Fabaceae. The record is from the annotation of a GenBank genome assembly.